UGUCCUCCCGUACUCGGCAGAUCCCUGCUCCCUUCCUACCGAUCCAUCCUCCCCUGCUCCCACGCGCCAAAACAUUUGCGAGCACCAAACCAGAGCACAGCUCGACACGACACCCAUCCACGGGGAGAGGGCGCAAACGGAGGCCAUGGACGUGACCAUGGACGACGUGCCCGGGGAUCUCGACUUCUCCGGCUGCAGCUCCACGACCACCUCGUCGUCGUCGCCGUCGCUGGACGACGGCAUGGGGAUGUACGCGUGGAGUGGGCUGUCCCCGGUGGCCGACUGGGGCUCGUUCUGCCCUUACGACGGCGGCCAGGACCUCCACGGCCUCAUCGAGUCCAUGCUCUGCGACGACACGCUCGUCGGCGCGGCCGACCUCCACCCGGCCAUGUUCCCGGACGAGGCGUACUGCUGCUCCAACGGCUCCGCCCCGGGCAGCACCACCACGACGAACCCGGGCACGCCCGUGAACGACGGCGACGCGGCGCAGGGCGACGGCCCCGAGAAGGGCCUCCGCCUGCUCCACCUGCUCAUGGCGGCGGCCGAGGCGCUCUCCGGCCCGCACAAGAGCCGGGAGCUGGCACGGGUGAUAUUGGUUCGGCUCAAGCAGAUGGUUUCCCACAUCGGCGACAACGCCGCCGUCUCCAACAUGGAGCGCCUCGCCGCGCACUUCACCGACGCGCUGCAGGGGCUGCUCGACGGCUCACACCCCGUCGGGGGAGCCGGCAGGCACGCCGCCGCGGCCGCGGCCGCGUCCCACCGCCAGCACACCGGCGACGUGCUGACGGCGUUCCAGAUGCUGCAGGACAUGUCGCCGUACAUGAAGUUCGGCCACUUCACCGCGAACCAGGCCAUCCUCGAGGCGGUGGCGGGCGACCGGCGCGUGCACGUCGUCGACUACGACAUCGCCGAGGGCGUCCAGUGGGCGUCGCUGAUGCAGGCCAUGAUCUCGCGCCCCGAUAGCGUGCCGCCGCCGCACCUGCGCAUAACCGCCGUCUCCCGAGGAGGCGGGGGCGGCGCCCGGGCGGUGCAGGAGGCCGGCCGGCGCCUGGCCGCCUUCGCGGCGUCCAUCGGGCAGCCCUUCUCGUUCGGGCAGUGCCGUCUCGACUCCGACGAGAGGUUCCGUCCGGCGACGGUCCGUAUGGUCAAGGGGGAGACACUCAUCGCCAAUUGCGUGCUCAACCAAGCCGCGGCGACCACCACAGUCAGGCGCCCCACCGGCUCGGUGGCGUCUUUCUUGGCCGGCAUGGCCACGCUCGGGGCCAAGGUCGUGACGGUGGUUGAGGAGGACCAAGGGGAACCCGAGAAGGACGAGGAGGAGGCGGGCGGCUUCGUGGCGCGGUUCAUGGAGGAGCUCCACCGGUACUCGGCGGUGUGGGACUCGCUGGAGGCCGGGUUCCCGACGCAGAGCCGUGUGCGCGGCCUGGUGGAACGGGCCAUCCUCGCCCCGAACAUCGCCGGCGCCGUGAGCCGCGCGUACUGUUCCGUGGACGGCGACGACGAGGCGAGGGCCGGGUGGGGGGAGUGGAUGCGCGGGAACGGGUUCAGGGCCGUGCCGCUGAGCUGCUUCAACCACAGCCAGGCCAGGCUGCUGCUCGGCCUGUUCAACGACGGGUACACGAUGGAGGAGACGUCGCCGAACAAGAUCGUGCUCGGCUGGAAGGCCCGGCGGCUGCUGUCGGCGUCCGUGUGGGCGCCGCCGCCGCUGUCGGUGCCGUCGUCGCCGGCGGAGGGGGCGUUCCAGCCCGUGGGGAUCGUGCCGGCCAGCGGUGGCGUGGGCCGGAUGGAGUUUGACUACAUCGACUCGUUCCUCGUCGAGCCUGCUUAUGCGCUAGUUUGAUCAUGGUUAGGUUGAGGUUGAGCGAUUCAGCAGCUUAGCCCGGAUUGUUUUAGAGUUGUUCAGUUGUAAAAAGUUUAGUUGCUUCGCCAAUUUCACUGGUUGUUAGUGGUGUGUUAAAUCCAAGAGGUUGAGAGUUGCUAACUCUAGUGGCCAA
Messenger RNA from Panicum hallii, 1994 nucleotides. Its product is annotated as nodulation-signaling pathway 2 protein-like. Gene Ontology annotation, biological process: regulation of DNA-templated transcription. Bases 146 to 1840 code for a protein of 564 amino acids. Gene Ontology annotation, cellular component: nucleus. The transcript has a single exon. The record is from RefSeq and is a predicted model, not a curated record. Lineage: Eukaryota; Viridiplantae; Streptophyta; Magnoliopsida; Poales; Poaceae. Gene Ontology annotation, molecular function: DNA-binding transcription factor activity; sequence-specific DNA binding.